Molecule: messenger RNA, 897 nt
Organism: Debaryomyces hansenii CBS767
Lineage: Eukaryota; Fungi; Ascomycota; Pichiomycetes; Serinales; Debaryomycetaceae
Product: iron-sulfur cluster assembly protein
Exons: 1
Coding region: 1-897 (298 amino acids)
Biological process (GO): iron-sulfur cluster assembly
Cellular component (GO): cytosol
Molecular function (GO): 4 iron, 4 sulfur cluster binding; ATP-dependent FeS chaperone activity; ATP binding
Source: RefSeq, a predicted model, not a curated record
AUGGAUACAUCGGAGCCUCAAGAGAGUCCAAAAUCGUUACUGAAUGUCAAGCAUAUAAUAUUAAUAUUAUCAGGUAAAGGAGGAGUUGGAAAAUCAUCUGUUACUACGCAAACAGCAUUGACGCUUGUAAAUAAAGGGUUUAACACUGGAGUGUUGGAUAUAGAUUUAACUGGGCCUUCUUUGCCCCGGAUGUUUGGGGUGGAGACAAAGCAGGUACAUCAAUCGUCCGCAGGAUGGGUUCCAGUAUCGGUGUAUAAUAACGGACAGGAAAAAAAUGAAGAAAAUAAGAGAGGAAACCUAUCUUUAAUGUCGCUAGGAUUCUUGAUAGGAAAUAGGAAUAGCUCUGUGGUGUGGAGAGGUCCUAAGAAGACGGCGAUGAUAAGACAGUUUCUCAAAGACGUUGUGUGGAGUGGUGGGGAAAAUAAUGUCCCAUUAGAUUACUUGUUGAUCGAUACACCACCAGGGACGUCGGAUGAACAUAUAGCAAUAGCAGAAGAGUUACGGUGGGCAAACCCAGAUGGGGCUAUUAUUGUUACAACGCCGCAGCAGGUUGCAACUGCUGAUGUCCGUAAAGAGAUUAAUUUUUGUAAGAAGGUCAAUUUUGAUGUACUCGGUGUUGUGGAGAAUAUGAGCGGUUUCAUAUGUCCCCAUUGUUCUGAAUGCACGAAUAUCUUCCUGAGUGGUGGUGGUAAAGAACUAAGCGAGAAAUUGGACUUGCAAUUUCUUGGUAAUAUUCCAAUAGACCCAAGUUUUGUGGAAAUGGUGGAAAUGCAAGACAAUGAUCAGAAUGAUGGAAAGAAGAAGUUGGUUGAUUUGUAUGAUGACUGUGAAUUAAAGGGAAUUAUGGAAGGUAUUGUCGAUAAAGUAUUAGAGCAACAGCACCCAGCAAGGUUUUAA